AUGGCUUCUAGAUCUCCGACUGCAGCUACUCCGCUGCCGAAGUCCUCUGUCGCGCCCGAGAGUCCUUCCAAAGACGCGACCGCGUCUCCUCAAACCGUGCCGUUUCCCUCACCACAAACAUUUGAGAUAAUCCCACCUCUCCACGGCACACUUCUUCGAUUAUUAUCACAUCAGGGAGCCUCGAAUGGCGUUUCAGGUGCUGGAGAAGCCUCUGGUGCUCCAGGGACAUCCAGUAAAGGACAUCAACAAGAUCAGCAAUCAUCUGCCAAUCUUGCUAGCAAUGGAACCAACGGCGGUUCAUCAUCACAAGCUGUACCUGGAGUUCCUCUCGAUCCUAAUGCCCACCCACCUCUCGAUGUAAAGGAUCUUCCAACCGAGACCAGUUCUGUGAAGAUCCGGAUCCAAAAGGCACGAGCAGUGGUGGAGGGACUCCCGGAUAUCGACCGGUCAGUGGAAGAACAAGAAGAAGAGAUUGCUGAGCUUCAGGACCAAGUGUCCCGGCUCGAAUUUGUCAUCUCAGACUUGAAACGCCUUGCAGCACUGGCCUAG
Messenger RNA from Penicillium malachiteum, 549 nucleotides. RefSeq names its product mediator of RNA polymerase II transcription subunit 9. The transcript has a single exon. Gene Ontology annotation, biological process: regulation of transcription by RNA polymerase II. The record is from RefSeq and is a predicted model, not a curated record. Gene Ontology annotation, molecular function: transcription coregulator activity. NCBI's taxonomy places the organism in Eukaryota, Fungi, Ascomycota, Eurotiomycetes, Eurotiales, Aspergillaceae. Bases 1 to 549 code for a protein of 182 amino acids. Gene Ontology annotation, cellular component: mediator complex.